GCCGCUUCCGGCCCCAGGUCUCCCACAGUCCUUAGCUCCUUCCGUUGGGCUCCCGUUCGUUUUUCCGGUGGCAAUGGCUGCGGCAGUGGCUGGGAUACUGCGAGGGGGUCUCCUGCCCCAGGCGGGCAGGCUGCCCACCCUCCAAACUGUCCGUCGUGGCUCCAAAGCUGUUACCCGCCACCGUCGCGUGAUGCACUUUGAGCGGCAGAAGCUGAUGGCUGUGACUGAGUAUAUCCCCCCCAAGCCUGCUGUCAAUCCAAGAUGCCUGACACCUCCUUCCAAGCCCCGCCAAGAGGAGACAGGCCUCAUCCGGCUUCUCCGUCGGGAGAUAGCAGCAGUUUUCCGAGACAACCGAAUGAUAGCUGUCUGUCAGAAUGUGGCUCUGAGUGCGGAGGACAAGAUUUUUAUGCGGCACCAGCUGCGGAAACACAAGAUCUUGAUGAAGGUCUUCCCUAACCAGGUCCUGAAGCCGUUCCUAGAGGAUUCCAAGUACCAAAACCUGCUUCCCCUUUUUGUGGGGCACAACCUGCUGCUGGUCAGUGAAGAGCCCAAGGUCAAGGAGAUGAUGCGAAUCUUGAAGGGUAUGCCUUUCCUGCCACUGCUAGGUGGCUGCAUUGAUAACGUCAUCCUCAGCAGGCAGGGCUUCAUCAACUACUCCAAACUUCCCAGCCUGGCCCUGGUGCAGGGGGAGCUGGUAGGAGGACUCACCUUCCUCAUGGCCCAGACCCAAUCCCUGCUCCAGUACCAGCCCCUCCACCUGACCGCCCUGUUGGAUCAGUACGUUAGACAACAACACGAGGGGGACUCCGUCGUGUCAGCCAGUGGGCAGCCCAAUUCUCCAGACCCUGUUCCAGACUCAUAGCCAGCCCGUUGUACCCAGCCUGCCCAUAAAUACACCCUGCCCCAUUGGUUAUGCUGGUACGCUGUCCUUCCGGAGAUGUGGAAGAACUCGGGGUGGGGAGUGACGUAUGUUCCCUGGCUUCUGCUGACAAUGACCUCCUCAGAUACAGGGCCACUUGGAGAUGAAGAAGGAGUCCAUUUCAGAAUGAAGGCUUUUAAUCGUCGUCUUUCGUCCUUAGUAUUUCCAGCUCGGGACCUGACAAGAGCAAAAUCUCAGCUCUCCACGUUCAUGGCAGGGAAGCUGAACAGAUGAGGACAUUGUCUUCUUUUGUGCUCAUGUUUUUUGCACAUGUCUUCCUCAGCCUGUCCCCUCGUAUAUCAGAAUAGCUCACCUGACUAAUUGUGCUAAGAACGGCUUCUACUAUUGAGAGCCUGCUGUGCCAGGCUGCGUGCUGACCGCCGUCCAUGUAUUAGUUCUUUCAUUUCUCACCAUAUUAGCCCCAUUUCACAGAGAAGAAAACUAAGGGGCAGAGAAGUUAAAGAGCUUUUCAAGGUCAGAAAGUUGGUAAAUGGCCAAACAGGACUUAGAUCAGGCUCUCUGCUCUGAAGACCAUGCCCUGGAUUUUUACACUAGGGUCCCAGGUGUGCUUGGCUGUUAAUUUUCCCUCGGAGUGUGCCAUGUUGUAGAAAGUUUGGGAACAUUGCUUUAUGAUAAAAAGAUACGCAUUUUACUUUA
This is a messenger RNA of Pteropus alecto (black flying fox), 1576 nucleotides long. RefSeq names its product mitochondrial ribosomal protein L10 (gene MRPL10). Gene Ontology annotation, biological process: translation. NCBI's taxonomy places the organism in Eukaryota, Metazoa, Chordata, Mammalia, Chiroptera, Pteropodidae. The record is from RefSeq and is a predicted model, not a curated record. Gene Ontology annotation, molecular function: structural constituent of ribosome. The transcript has 5 exons. Gene Ontology annotation, cellular component: mitochondrial large ribosomal subunit. Bases 74 to 862 code for a protein of 262 amino acids.